Chlorocebus sabaeus (green monkey) is the source of this 2145-nucleotide messenger RNA. The record is from RefSeq and is a predicted model, not a curated record. NCBI's taxonomy places the organism in Eukaryota, Metazoa, Chordata, Mammalia, Primates, Cercopithecidae.
CCGUCACUUGUCCCCGCAGUUAGGACCCUCGCGGGGGGUUUGUGGGUCCUCUUCCCCCUCCCACUGACAACUGCCCCAACUGCUCUUCCUGUCCCGGUCACAGUGAAAAUGUAGAAGGGGUCGUUGUCCGUACGACUGUGCGCCAGGGCUCGGGGAGGGGCGCCCUCCUCGUGAGCGCCCCCCCUGGGAAUAGUGAACAUAAUCACCUCUCAUUCCAGACUAUGUUAGGUCUUAAUGGUGGGAGGAUGCCCGAGUGCCCCGCCCGUUUCACCCCGAGGGGGCGGGACAGUGGGUCGUGACGCUAUCAGAGGGCGCCAGAGCAGGGACCGGACGCGAGUUGGGGAUGUUGGACUCGCUGUUAUCCUUGGGCGGCCUGGUGCUGCUUCGGGAUUCCGUGGAGUGGGAGGGGCGCAGUCUCUUGAAGGCGCUUGUCAAGAAAUCUGCACUGUGUGGGGAGCAAGUGCAUAUCCUGGGCUGUGAAGUGAGCGAGGAAGAGUUUCGUGAAGGUUUUGACUCUGAUAUCAACAAUCGGCUGGUUUACCAUGACUUCUUCAGAGACCCUCUCAACUGGUCAAAAACUGAGGAGGCCCUUCCUGGGGGGCCGCUGGGAGCCUUGAGAGCCAUAUGCAAGAGGACAGAUCCCGGUCCUGUCACCGUUGCUCUCGAUUCACUCAGCUGGCUGCUGCUUCACCUUCCUUGCACCACAGUCUGCCAGGCCCUGCAUGCUGUGAGCCAUCAGGACUCCUGUCCUGGUGACAGCUCCCCGGCGGGGAAAGUGAGUGUGCUGGGCUUGCUACAUGAAGAGCUUCACGGACCAGGCCCUGUGGGAGCUCUCAGCAGCCUUGCGCAGACUGAGGUGACCCUGGGCGGUACAAAGGGCCAGGCCUCGGCCCACAUCCUGUGUCGGAGGCCCCGACAGCGCCCAACUGACCAGACUCAGUGGUUCUCCAUACUUCCAGACUUCAGCCUGGAUCUCCAAGAGGGACCCUCUGUAGAGUCCCAGCCCUGCUCCGAUCCUCAUAUACCCCCGGUGGAUCCCACAACUUAUUUGACCUUUAACCUUCAACUGUCCAAGAAAGAGAGAGAAGCCAGAGAUAGCCUGAUCCUGCCCUUCCAGUUCAGCUCUGAAAAGUAAGGUCGGGACCUGGGUACAUGGAUCCCUGAGUAGAGCCCAGCAUCUGGGCCACGGAGAGGUGGGGCAACAGCAGGUUAUUGAUUAACCUGACUUUAUAGGGGCUGAAGUCCACCUCCAGAGACAAGUCCAAGUUCUUGAUCCACCCAUUCCCCCUACAAUGGCCGAGGGCCUUUAUGUCUCUUUUCUCUCCCUUAGACCCUUGGGUCACAGCUCCAGUUGUCCCCAGAGCACCCUGGGCCUGGGCUGAGCCAGACCAGACCCUUGAGAGGUGGCCCUAUCCCUAGGCAGUGGUGCUAGGAGGACAGAAGGCUAUAUGGGCGUGGCAAAGGCUGGUUAACAAGAGCUUAGUGCAUGCCUGCUGUUCUGUGCCCAGUGUGUGGGUGGAUGAAGCAAGACUACAAGAUCCUUGCCCCCAAGCUGCUAGGAACUUACGGUUUUAUUAGGAGAGCAGUACAAGGGUAUCUAUUCCAGUACCAAAUGGUGCUUCAGCUCUAACAUGGAGGUGAGAGAAAGGGACUUGGACCAAGAAAAUGACAUGGAGGCCUAACAGGUUGCCUCAAUGAGAGUCACAGUCACCUGGAAGAAAGUAUCCAGACCCAACCUGUCAGCUACCCUCACCAGCACCAAAUCUUCCCUUCUCAGACAGCAGGCUCUCCUGCGGCCUAGGCCAGGCCAGGCUACCAGCCACAUUUUCUAUGAGCCAGAUGCUUAUGAUGACCUGGACCAAGAAGACCCAGAUGACGACCUAGAUAUUUGACUGGUCAGAUUUGAUUAGAUUGUCAUUGGAGGGGGCGCAGGAAGACUUUGGGCCCAGAACCAUCUUUCUCUUGUUUGUGUUAGCCUUACCCUGUCCCUACCCCACCUUGGUUCCCCUUGUCUAUGGAUCCCUGCUCUGUGAGCCAGGAAGCAGCGUCUCAUCAGGACAGAAGGUAGGAUGAAGACACGGGAUAAUGUGAGAGUAGAACAUCCCCGUACCUAAUAAAAUCUUUAUUUUUGUAUUAAAAAAGAAA